This is a messenger RNA of Nestor notabilis (Kea), 885 nucleotides long. It is a transcript of the gene DTWD2, whose product is annotated as DTW domain containing 2. The transcript has 7 exons. The record is from RefSeq and is a predicted model, not a curated record. NCBI's taxonomy places the organism in Eukaryota, Metazoa, Chordata, Aves, Psittaciformes, Psittacidae. Bases 1 to 885 code for a protein of 294 amino acids.
AUGGGUAAAACCUUAACAACUUCUCUUAUUGUUGAAACCAGCCAUUUAAUAACAGGGGAACUUAAGGAAUCACACUUAGUACAAAAUUGUGUUUUGACUAAAUCUGAUGAUCAAAAAGAGGAUGAACUUCUGCUUAACAAUUUGGGCAUGGGCAACGAACAGUCUCUGGGGACUCAGAGAACUUUGCAGGAUCGGAAUGACUUUAAGUGCCGUCCCCAGAAGGUGUGUUUAUGUCCGUUCCUGCCAAUACAUCCGCUGAAGGUCUCCACCUGCUUGUAUAUAAUUCAGCAUCCAGCAGAGGAAAGUCGAGUGUUAAGGACGGUGCCUUUGCUAGCAGCUUGUCUUCCACCAGACAAGUGUAAAAUUUUGGUUGGUCGACGUUUUAGUGAAGACAGGUAUCCUGAAUUAGCAGCUGUGUGCAGAAAUCCCAAUACUUUAAUUUUGUAUCCUGGAGCUGAAGCAACCAAUUUGGAAGAAAUUGCUGUGAUGUCUUCUAGUUCAUCUGUGAUGAUCAUCAUCGAUGGUACAUGGAGUCAGGCUAAAGAUAUAUUUUACAAAAAUUCUCUCUUCCGGCUUCCCAAGCAGGUGCAGAUAAAACCCAACAUUUCAAGUCAAUACGUAAUUCGUACACAGCCAACAAACACUUGUCUGUCUACACUUGAAUGUGCAGCUGUUGCUCUUACUGUCAUGGAAAAAAAUAAGAAUAUACAAGAGACUAUACUCCGUCCACUUCAAGCUUUAUGCUCUUUCCAGCUUCAGCAUGGUGCCCAGAUCCAUCACAGCAAGGAGCAUCUUCUCAAAAAUGGCUUAUAUGACAAGCCAAUGCCAAAGAGUAAGCGCAAACUCAGAAGAAUGGAGCUUUUGGUGAAUAAUGUUAAAAUAUAA